Trichomonas vaginalis G3 is the source of this 1185-nucleotide messenger RNA. RefSeq lists its product as uncharacterized. NCBI's taxonomy places the organism in Eukaryota, Parabasalia, Trichomonadida, Trichomonadidae. The record is from RefSeq and is a predicted model, not a curated record. The transcript has a single exon. The coding region runs from base 1 to 1185 and encodes 394 amino acids.
AUGUUCGAUUCAAUUUAUGAGGAAAGUAUUCUCUGGGGAAGCCCAGAAAAGCAGACAAAAAUACAAGAAGCCAAGCUUGCUAUCUUAUCUCCACUAAAUGAAUCCUCAAAAAAAUUAAUUGAAAACGGAUAUCUUUAUAUGAAUAAAAAAACGAAAUUACUGAUGUUAGAAAGGAUUCUUAUGAUAUAUUCGAACAUCGAUAUUGAUUAUCAGCAAAGAUUAAUCGCAGGAAAAUUACUUGAAUCAAUAUCUGAAAAUAAAGAAAACAAACUCGAGCCAAUAUUAAUUGAAAACGCACCAGGAGCUAUAUUAGAAGCGUUUCAACUUAUAGAUCCUGUUCUAGCUCAAUAUGGAAUUGACUUUUUAUCAAAUCAAGUUAAACUCUCUCAGCAAAUGUUUCUUGUUAUAUAUUCUUCGAAUCUCAUCUCAGAAUACUUUGUCAAAAUUGCAGAAUCAAUAGACCUUUCCAAAUUUUUAUCUGCGAUUACAAAUUGGCUUCCUCAAGAUGUAGAAGCGGCAAGCAUCAUUCAAUGGUGUUUCAGUUGUAUUCUUCAACAAGUCAAAGGAAAUCCCAAAUAUGCCUUCGAUACCCUUUCAAAUUUGUUUAGAGAAGGAAUUGAAUGCGAAUUACCAGAUGAUAUACACCAUAUGAUAUCGGAAUUAAUUAUAACAGAUGAUCAAGCACUACAGGAGAGCAUUUUCAAGUUCUUUGUCGUUUCAAAAUAUCCAAUUCAUAAUAUUCAUCAAUUAAUAAUAGAUAGUAUAAUGCAGAAGAAAUCUGCAGCUGCUUUUCGUUUACUUUUAUCUAAUUUUGACGAGUUUUUCGAGCGUCAUAAAGAAUUAAUUCCAAGAAUCUUAUUACACGUGAUAAAUGAAUACCCAUUUGAGUUACAACGCAUCGCUACAGCUAUUCUGUUCAAGUACGAACUCAAAAAUGUAAUUCCUUUAUCACAAGUUCUUGAUAUUUUAUUACAUUUUUUAGACGAUCAAGAAUCAUUAGUUCCAAUUGUCCCUGCAAUUGUUUCUCUUAUUCUUUCAUGUAACGAUGAUGAAAUUUUGCUUGAACUCGUCACAAAACUGAAAGAACACUCUGAUUCAAUUGAAAAUCUCACAAAAUCACCAAACGAAGACGUUUCUGCUCUUGGAUCUCUUUUAACCGAACUUAUUUCUUCUGUUAAAGAAUAA